UUGCAAGACCCCAGCGCCAACUGCAAGCGUUACACCCUGGAGGCGUUUGCAGGCCCCCCCUCCCCACUCCUGCGGGCAAGGAAGCUGUUCUCAGGCUGUCUGGGCGCAGGGCAGGACCCGGGACACAAAGAGGGCUGCUGUUCUGCAGGGUUGGCAUAGCUCUGGAGUCCUUUGCAGCCUGGGGACAGAGCGUGUGUGCGCGUGAGAGAGAGAGAGAGAAAGAAAAAAGAGAGUGCAUGAGAGCAAACGAGAAACAAAGAGAAAGAGGGAGGGAGAAAGAGAGAAGAGAGAGAGAGAAUGCAUGAGAGCAAAAGAGCAAAAGAGCAAGUGUGUGUGUGAGAGAGAGACAGAGAGAGAGAAGAGAGAGAGAAAGUGCAGGAGAGCCAAAGAGCCAAAGAGAAAGAGAGACAGAUAGAAAGUGUGUGUGUGAGAGAGAGAGGGAGAGAGGGGGAGAGAGAGAAAGAGAGAGAGUGAGAGAGAGAGGAGAGAGAAUGUGUGAGAGAGUACAUGGGAGCAAAAGAGCAAAAGAGAAAGAGAGAUAGAAAGUGUGUGUGUGAGAGAGAAGAGAGAGAGAGGGAGAAAGAGAAAAGAGAGAGAGAAUGCAUGGGAGCAAAAGAGCAAAAGAGAAAGAGAGAUAGAAAGUGUGUGUGUGUGUGAGAGAGAGAGAGAGGGAGAAAGAGAGAAAAGAGAGAGAGAAUGCAUGAGAGCAAAAGAGCAAAAGAGAAAGAAAGUGUGUGUGUGUGAGAGAGAGAGACAGAGGGAGGGAGGGAGAGAGAGAGAGUGAGAGAGAGAGAGGAGAGAGAAUGUGUGAGAGGGUGCAUGGGAGGAAAAGAGUGACAGAAAGUGUGUGAGUGUGUGAGAGAGAGAGAGAGAGAGGAGAAGGAGAGGAGAGGGAGGGAGGGAGUUUUUCCAGAGCGGGCAGCCUCUUCCCCCCACCCCUUUCCUCCAUUCCCCUCCCACCCCUCCUCUACCCCCCGCCGGAGAGCCCUUCUCUCUUCGCGAGGCCGGGCCGAGAGAGGCGGCAGCGCUGGGUCGGGGGGCGUCCUCGGUUGCAGGCAGGCCCGUCGCCCGGGGCCAAGCACACCUGGAUCCCAUCCGGGGCGCCCCCCCCCCGCCCAAAGAGCGGAGCCUCCGCUCCAGAAUGCCUGAGCGGGAUCCCGAUGGGGGAGCCGGGCAGCGCAGCCAGAGGAAAGCGGCCGUCCAGUGAUCCCCGGGGAAGGAAGGCAGUUGGGGUCCGGGGGGGGCCCUCCAGCGCCCCCUCCGCAGGAGCCAUGGACCCCCAAUCUCUGGAUGCCGCUGUGCAGAACACUUUGUCAGGGCUCUUCCCUCCCUUCGAGGUCACGGCUCCCACGGUGCUGAGCCAGCUCUUCCGGGUCCUGGAGUCCAAGUACCAUGGGGAUGGGCUCUGCUGCCUCCUGGACUUCCUCAUCCCUCUGAAGCGCCUCUUGGAGCACAUCCGACAAGCUGCCUGCGCUCCCUACUCUGGCUGUGUCUUCCUGCACGAAGGCUGGCCCUUGUGUCUCCACGAGAAGGUGACCGUCCAUCUCAGCCCCUUGAACCCCCUACUGCUCCGUCCGGGAGACUUUUACCUCCAAGCCGAGCCUUGCGGGGAGCAGUCAGCCUGCCUGGUGGUGAAGUGUCUCUCCAGGGACUUGACCACCGCUGAGAAGAUCUCCAUCCCUGAUGCCUCUUGCUCUUGGCUCUUCACCGAAGCUUGGUUGGAGGACAUCAACCGAGAUCUGGAACGGCCAACCCUGCACACCUGCCUGGUGGCCACCGGCAACGGGAUUGUCCCCGUCCUCUGGAGUAAAAUAGCUACCCCGGAGUUCGUCCAGCUCCCCAAAGCAGAACUUAUGGAGAAGGACUCGGUCCACCCUGAGACCCACUGCAGGUUGAAUGCUGAGCCUCCAAGCCACCCCAGCGGUGGAGACCAGGUCUCCAAACCACCUCAAGGGAAGUAUCCAGGACUCAUCAAGGUGGACCAAGGCUCCUGGAAGAAGUCCAACCUCUUUGUGGUGCCCAGCCUCUGCGACAUCAUUAGCGAGAACCUGGAAGGCGAAUAUGUCAACCUGGUGGAGUUUUCAGAAGAAUCUCCCAAAGUUGAGAUGUCUUCUCCAGAGGUGGCCCCUCAUCACCUUCAACCGGAAGCAUUUCCCGCGGCUGAGAAGGUGCUUCUUCGGCCCAAUGGGGAGGCCGGAUCUCAGGGGGAGGCCUGGAAUUGUGGGAAGGAGCAAGAUUUGGAGGAAGGUCCCUGUACCCCCUGUCUGAGAAGGAAACUAAGUCCGGACUCCAAGAUCCAUGAGCCACGGUGCCGUUACCGAGACUCCUAUAUGGCGGCUCUCCAGAAUCCCAUCAGUUUCAAUUCGGGGCUGAUGGCGGCCAUAUUGGAGGAAAUGGAUUUGACCCAAGCAGCGUCCUCUUCAGAGGACACAGAGGCCCAGCCGGAUGAAGGGUCAGGCCAGAUGAUCUCUCCGAACCUCUCGGAACACCCCAACAAGGAAAGGAAAACUGAGGAAAGUCCCAAGUCGGGGGUCACGAAACUCGCAAAGUCUCCAGCCGAAGGUCUGGCGGUCAGCAGUAAAUUCUCCUUCCUGAAAGGCCACCGUCCUUCGGCCUCUUCUGGGGAGGGCCCCGGGCCCCCCGAAAAAGCUGGCAAGGGGCCCGAAGGGCCUCGGAAGAAAGCCUUGAUGGUCUCUUCUCCAAAAGCGGCCAGAGCAAAGCCAGCAGCUGGAAAGGGUUCCAGUCAGACUGAAGUCGCAUUUGGGGAACUCUCAAGAUCCCUGAAUCUGGACGCUGUUGGUGUCACCCCCUCCAGGACUGAAACCCAGAUCAGCGAGUCGCUUGUCCUGGGAUCGAGUCCCUCCGCGUCGGUCCCAUGGGAUCUGCUCAACUCUGAGCUUUUGUCUUCGGGGAUUGCCCGUCUGCCAGGCAGCGUGGACAAGCUCGGGAGGCCCCUGGUUGAAAUCCCCCAAAACGGAGGAGGCUGGCAGGACCCUGGGUUCUCCGCCAAAGAGGUGGCACGGCUUCUACUCUGCCUUUGCUCCAUGGCCAGGAAGCGUUCCCACGACCAGGCGGUGGUCAUCCUCAUUGAUGCCAGAAAAGAAGCUCCCUCUCCCACGCUCCCCACAGCCCUGGGAUCCCUCCAGAAAUCCUUUCCUGGAUCCAUCCAGGUUCUCCUGCUGGUGGCAGAGAAGGAGGCCACCGCUCAGGUGGAGAAGUUCCUCGGCUUACAGGUGGAGACCGUGACAUCUCCAAAAGCUUUGAUCCGCCACGUGGACAUUAGCCAGCUGACGCAGGCAUUUGAUGGUCACUUCCCCUACAACCACGGGGAAUGGGUGCAGUUCUUCCAGAAAGUCCAUCAUUUUGUCGGCGGUCUCAAAAAGGCCUCCGAGUUGUUACGGUCCACCACCCAGGAGCUGGAGAAGGAAGAGGGUCUGGAGACCUUGCAGGCGGUGGAGCGCCAAGUCAGCAGGCACCGGCAGCUCAUGCAAGAGGUUCUUCGCGAUGCCCACCUGGUCAGCUUGCAGAGGGAAGGAGGGGCCACCCUGGCCAGGCUGCGGAAAGAGGCGGCCCGACUCGGCUUCACUCCUGACGUCCGGCGCAGUUUUGAGAGCGCCCUAGCCAUCUACAACCUGGUGGAGGAGGACGUCCACACGUUGGUGACCAAAUCCAACGGUUGCUUGGAACACUUGGAGUUCCUCAAGAAGAUCAGGGAACUUGAGGAGGAAUUUCACCAGGUCACUUUGUGGAUUGAUGAAGAAGGAGAUCCAGAGCUGAGCCUGGUGGGAUUGGCAGAAGGCAGCCUGGAGAAGACUGAAGAGUCCUACCGGCAGUUUAAGGACUUUUUCAAAGAAGCCACGGUUCACUACAACCGGGGCCUCUCUUUAUCCAAGGAAGCCGUCAAGAUCCAAGGGUUCAAGUUUCCUGAGAUGGUCGCCUUUGAGGCAGCCAAGGGGGCUUUCCAAGCUAAGCUGACCAUGUUCUACAUGGACAUGGAGAUGAAAGGAGCAGAGCUGGAAUCUUUCCUGGACCUCUACAGAUUCUGUGACAAGGUCACGGCAUUUCACCUGGACUGCAAGGAACAUCUGGCCCAGUGGAAGGCCAGGGAGAAGGAACCCAACACCCUGGAGGUCCAGCAAGACACCAAAGAUGCUCUCCGGCGAAUGUCCGAGGACUUUUCAGAGGAGAAGUUCCAGCAGAUGAAGCUCCAAGCUUCCAGCAUGCACAGUGAGAAGGGUCGCUUGAUCUGGAGUGAUGCCUUGGAACGAAGCCAAGAAGCCAAGGGAAUUCUGGAAGACCUUCUGAUCAACUUCAAGGAGGCCAAGGGAAUCACUGCAGGAGGCUGUGGGGAAGAGAGAGGUCCUUCAGCUCCUAACUCAUCUUCGUCAAUCCCAGUUGAUGUCCUCAAUGGUGGUGAGGUAUUGGAGACCACCAAGAAUCUGGAGCCGUUCUCCAAAGAAACCGUUGACAGAAUUGAUGGUGUUGACCCUUCCUCUCACAAGGAGUCCUUGUGCAUCAGCUCAGACAUGGGUGUAAGAGGCAACAAGGAAACUUCUCCAGGGGCCAUCUUGGAAUUUGGUGGGUUUGACCAUCAGGUUCUGGGCAAGGAGCCCUCUGGAAGACCUCAGAGGACCUCCUGGGAUUCUUCUCCGUUGUGUCGUUCUUCUGCCUCUUCUCCCAAAGCAGAGCCAAUGCCAGGAACUGGGGAGACUCUGCCACCCACCGGCCACUCCUCUGCCCCUCUGUUGGUGAGAGGUCCACCACGCCCCCAGAAGCGAGAGAGAGCCCAGUACUUCCAGCUCUCCAGACACGGGAGUUUUUCUUCAGAAGACGCCGAUUCUCAGAACUCAUCUGAAGAUGCCGUGGACUCCAGUAGCACGUGGUCCAUGGAACUGCAGGGCCUGCGAGGAGGUGGGGCUCAGGAGAAGGGCCUGGGGAUCCUCUACUUGGAGAACCACAGUCCAAGCAGCGGCUCAAGUCCGGUGAAACCAGAGACUUGAGGUGUUGGAGCUCUGGAUUAUCUCUAGGUCUUCUCCUGGCCAACCGAUCUGGUGCUGAAAACAUUCCUGGUCGUUUGGGUGCUUUUGUAUCCCAGCUGGAUUUUCGCCCAAAGCCCAAUUCUGUUUCUUCACUCUGACAGGGCAAGCCACUAGUGUAUAUAAAUAGAGCAAACCUCACUCCCAUCUAGCAUUGAUGAUGAUACCUUGUCAGGUAAUCAAACGUCUGCAAGAAAACAACCCAGCUCAGAGAGGAUCAAGGACCUCACAGUCCUCCUCCUCCUCCUCCUCCUCCACCCUUCCUUCCUUCCUUCCUUCCUUCCUUCCUUCCUUCCUUCCUUCCUUCCUUCCUUCCCCUCUGCAAACCUAACUCCUUUCUAGCACUGAUGAUGUUCCUUAGUUGGGUCAUGAAACAUCAGCAAAGAAACAACCAAGCUCAGAGAGCACCAAGGACCCCACAAUCCUCCUCUUUCUUCUCCUUCCUGGCCCAUAGACAUGGUUUAAUGGAUGACGACUUCUCUUCUUCUUCUUCUUCUUCUUCUUCUUCUUCUUCUUCUUCUUCUUCUUCUUCUUCUUCUUCUUCUUCUUCUUCUUCUUCUUUCUUCUUCUUCUUCUUCUUCUUCUUCUUCUUCUUCUUCUUCUUCUUCCUUCUCCUCCUCUUCUUCUCCUCCUCCUCCUCCUCCUCCUCCUCCUCCUUCUCCUUCUUCUUUUCUACUCCUUCUUCUUCUCCUUCUUUUCUUCUCCUUUUCUUCUCCUUCUCCUCUUUCUUCUUCUUUUCUUCUUCCUCUUCUUCUCCUUCUCCUUCUCCUUCUUUUCUUCUCCUUUUCUCCUCCUCCUCCUCCUCCUCCUCCUUUUCUUCUUUCUUCUUCUUCUUCCUCUUCUUCUCCUACUCCUCCUCCUUCUUUUCUUCUCCUUCUCUUCUCCUUUUCUUCUUCUUCUUCUCCUUUUCCUCCUCCUCCUCCUCCUCCUCCUCCUCCUCCUCCUCCUCCUCCUCAUACACCGAGGCUGGAUCACUGUUCAUUCUUGCAGACUUGAGUCCAAAGUUUCUUAACAUUUUUUUAAAAAGUUGCAUUGGUUUUGCUUCUCAUCCAGGAAGCUUCUUUGAUUCUUGAGAAGCGAAACAUCUUCAAGGCAAAAUCAAGGAGGCCCUUUUGAAAAGGCACCUUUGGGGCAACCUUGGCCUGGAUGACGGAGAAUCUCCAUAGAUGUUUUCCAGAGUGCUUUAAAAUAAAGUCCUGAUGGCACCUACAGAAAUAUUGCUAGAAUUCAGAGGGAAAAAUGCACCGCUCUGAAACUCACCAGGUGUCUUAAGGUCACGUUCAGACUGGCCUACCUCACAGGGGUGAAGCAUAGAAACAAGUGGGAGAAUCUUAUCAAUUCAGUAACCUUUGCACUCCUGGGAGAAACGCAGAAUGAAAUGCAAAGGGGUUUUUUGGGGGGGGGAGAUGUGGGAAUCGCUAUGAGAAAAGAACAUGUGUUUAUAAUCUCAUUCUUUUUAUAUUGUUUUUUUUUUUAACCAAAAAAGAAAGAAAAAAAUCAUUUCUACUUGGUUCACA
Pantherophis guttatus is the source of this 6553-nucleotide messenger RNA. Its product is annotated as KIAA1755 ortholog. The record is from RefSeq and is a predicted model, not a curated record. Lineage: Eukaryota; Metazoa; Chordata; Lepidosauria; Squamata; Colubridae.